UUUCCCUUCGCUAAGGGUUAUGGGUAAUCCUGGCGGCAGCCUCCAUUUUGUGUGUUUUAAUUAACUUUCCAAAUAUUUUUCGCACUUUUGCCAACACAAUGAGGUCAACUUUAGGACGUGAAAUUUUUCCACAGACAGACAGACGGGGUUUCCAAAGCCAGGUAUUUACCGAAAUUGAAGGAUAUCGGCGACAAAACUCCAUAUGAGGUGGGAAGAUACGAAUGGACAACUGAUUUGGAUUCUUACCCUGAUAUAAAUUACCCGGACAUCGUCAACUAUUUGCCAAGGGGUCGCGGAAUGUCUCAAAGUUUAACGGACGUUCAGCAGCAAUGGGAAAGCCUGGAAGAAGAAUACCAGCGUGCUCGGGAGACGCACAGAUUGUACCUUCAGAAACUGGAUGAAAUUACCAGACUGCAAAACAGCUGCUCUUGUUCCAUUUCCCAUCAGCGAAAAAGACUCAAGGAGAUGUCCUUCAUGGUGAACAAAUGCAGCAAAGAGCUCUCAGAGGAAGAAGCAAGGAGCCUUGGUCAAAUCAAAGAGAAAAUUAAAAUUCGACCCAACGCUUUCUCUGAAAUGGAAGGCUUCCUCCCCAAGAAGAAUGGGCUGUACCUCAGCCUGGUUCUUGGCAAUGUGAAUGUCACUCUUCUAAGCAAACAGUCAAAAUUUGCCUACAAAGACGAAUAUGAGAAGUUCAAGCUGUACCUCACUGUCGUCCUGCUGCUGUUCUCCUUUGUAUGCUAUUUCUUUGUCAGCUACAGAUUUCUUGACGCAAUCCUUAACUUCCUGCUGGUGUGGUAUUAUUGCACAUUAACAAUCAGGGAAAGCGUCCUCAUCACCAAUGGCUCUAGAAUUAAAGGCUGGUGGGUUUUCCAUCAUUACAUCUCAGCUUUUCUGUCCGGUGUAAUGCUCACAUGGCCCGAUGGCAACCUGUACAAGGUAUUCCGGAACCAGUUCCUGGCGUACUCCCUUUAUCAGAGUUUUGUCCAGUGUCUGCAGUGUUAUUAUCAGAGUGGAUGUCUGUACAGACUCCGAGCAUUAGGGGAAAGACACAACAUGGAUCUGACCGUGGAGGGAUUUCAGUCCUGGAUGUGGAAAGGGCUGACGUUUCUUUUGCCUUUCCUGUUUUUCGGUCAUUUCUGGCAGCUCUUCAAUAGCCUCUCUCUCUUCAGAAUGGCUCAGCUCCCAGACUGCAAAGAAUGGCAGGUUUUGGUGUGUGGCCUCUGCUUCUGCAUUCUGUUCCUGGGAAACUUCUUCACAACGCUCGCUGUGGUCCAUCAGAAGGUCAAGAGGAGGAAUCAAAAACCAAAGACUCUUUGACACAUUCACAGUCCUAGUAAUUCAUCAAAAAUAAGGACCUUGUAAAUGUUUUUUAAAAAGUGUAUAAAUUGCUAUUAUUAUGUAAUUCAUCAAAAAUAAGGACCUUGUAUAUGUAUUUUUAAAAGUGCAUAAAUUGCUAUUGUUAUUGA
Molecule: messenger RNA, 1466 nt
Organism: Nerophis ophidion (straightnose pipefish)
Lineage: Eukaryota; Metazoa; Chordata; Actinopteri; Syngnathiformes; Syngnathidae
Product: ion channel TACAN-like
Exons: 13
Coding region: 298-1317 (339 amino acids)
Biological process (GO): fat cell differentiation
Cellular component (GO): membrane
Source: RefSeq, a predicted model, not a curated record